Molecule: messenger RNA, 1487 nt
Organism: Sphaerodactylus townsendi
Lineage: Eukaryota; Metazoa; Chordata; Lepidosauria; Squamata; Sphaerodactylidae
Gene: BOD1
Product: biorientation of chromosomes in cell division 1
Exons: 4
Coding region: 144-659 (171 amino acids)
Source: RefSeq, a predicted model, not a curated record
CGUCAUCCUGAGCGACCGCCACAGCACCACCGCUUCCGACAACUACGGGUCCUCUGCGGCCGCCGCCUUUGCGUCCCUCUCGCACUCCUGUGGCAGCAACGCGGUGGCCCCUCGGGAGGCCCUGCGAGGGCCCGGGCAGGGGGAUGGCAGAGCCGGGCGGGGUGUCUUCCGGCACGGGUGGAGCCGGCGGGAGUUCCGGGGGGUCUGCGGUUAAGGACCCUGCCUCGCUGCCCCCCGGCGACGCUCAGCUGAUCGCACUGAUAGUUGGGCAGCUCAAGAGCCGCGGCCUCUUCGACGCCUUUCGCAGGGACUGCUUGGCCGAUGUCGACACCAAGCCAGCCUAUCAGAAUUUGAGACAGAAAGUGGACAAUUUUGUAUCUACUCAUCUGGAUAAGCAGGAAUGGAAUCCAACCAUGAACAAAAACCAGUUGCGGAAUGGUCUGAGGCAGAGUGUAACUCAGUCAGGGAUGCUGGAAGCUGGAGUGGACAGAAUUAUUUCUCAGGUGGUAGAUCCAAAACUAAACCACAUCUUCAGGCCACAAAUAGAGAAGGCAAUUCAUGAGUUCCUGGCUGCACAGAAGAAAGAAGAAUCGGUGCCAGCUCCUCCCCCAGAGCCUGAGAAUCAGGAUCCUCCUGCUCCAUCGCAAGAUGCCUCAUAAGUGCAUUUCCGGUAUUUCUUGGCUGCGAUUGCAAAACCCAGGCUGAAUCUGAUUGGCAGUGUGGUAUAUACCUGCCUGUUGCAGGACUGCAGCUUGUUUGCUAAUAUCAACCAUGACUUGGGGGAAGGAUUGGCAGAAGUCACAUGUGGUUUCUACAUGGUUUGGAAGGAUAGACUAAAUGUGGAAGUAUUGAUCUGGGCAGAAGUAGCAUCUGUCUUUGCUAAUUAUGUGUUGGGUGUUUGCCUCUCUUGAAGGAACCACUAGGGGGGAGAGGGUUCUGGUGUGAUAUUGGUGAAACUGGUGGUAGGAGUAUAGCGGUAGGAAGAAGGGCAUUUUGGGGUGCUUGGUAUCCUGGGAGGCUGCUGUCUGCUAGAAAGCCUUCUGGGAAGGGGUCUGGAUAAAAGACCAUUCAGCAUACAAGCAUGAGGCUGAUCACUUCUCAGCAAAAGAUCAUUGAGCACUAUGUGGUAGGUCAACUUUAUUAAUUCACAGUGCCUGUCCAUGUUUGUUACAACUGGAAGUAGUAUUCAUUGCUGGUUUUCUAGGAAUACUCAGAUACAAGUUUUGCAGAUUUCUGAGAAUGGGGUCUGACUUACGUCACAGCCCAACUGAUUUCCCAGACUCAUUAGGGAAGUCUGACAAAGUGGGUGUGGUACAAGAGGUUUUUCUGUAGGCCUUACAACCAAGGGAAGUUCUCUUGACCAUGAGAUUCUUCAGGUGCCUGUUAGACUCUGCUUAGAGAGUCACACAAGCUCUCAAGUUGACACUUGUGUUCAAGUAUUUGGUUAGCAAAAAUCCAGAACUUUUAUAAUAAAAUGUUUGAAAGAC